Messenger RNA from Closterium sp. Naga37s-1, 1668 nucleotides. NCBI's taxonomy places the organism in Eukaryota, Viridiplantae, Streptophyta, Zygnematophyceae, Desmidiales, Closteriaceae. The record is from the annotation of a GenBank genome assembly.
AUGCGGAAUGGCGCAGGUGAUGUGGAUCGCGACAGCAGCGGCGGGCUGCGGGUCAUCGCGGGGUCGUACGAGCGCUUUCUCUUCGGCUUCCGCCUCCACCUCCCCACCCACCCGUACGCCGCGCCCCGCCUUCCGCCCCAACCACGCAAUCGCGUGCGCGGCUGGCUGGGCGCAUCGCAACCAGCAGCGCGCGGCGGGGAGGGAGGGGAGAGGGGAGAAGGUAUGGGGGAGGAGAGGAAGCAGGAGGGGCAAGGCGAGGGGGCCGGGGAGGCGGCGUUGCGGCAGCAGUUCUGCUACGGGGGGCACACGGGGCCCAUCAAGUGCGUGGCGGCGGCGGGGGGGGUGGCGGUGAGCGGGGGGGCGGACGACAGCGUGCGCGUGUAUGACCUGCGCGCGCGCACCGACAUGGGCGCGCUGCUGCACCACACCGCCGCUGUUUCCUGCCUCGCUGUGAGUGCCGCCGUCUCGUGCCUCGCUGUGAGUGCCGCCGUCUCGUGCCUCGCUGUGAGUGCCGCCGUCUCGUGCCUCGCUGUGAGUGCCGCCGUCUCGUGCCUCGCUGUGAGUGCCGCCGUCUCGUGCCUCGCUUUGCACGGCAGUGGGAGUCGCCCCACUCACCUGCUCGCAGGCAGUGAAGACCGCACCAUCAGCCUAUGGGAGGUCGCCACGUGGCGGCAUCUAUCAAGCCUCAAAGGGCACAAGGCGCCUGUGAAUGACAUCGCAGUGCACCCAUCGGGGCGGGUGGCGCUGUCAGUGGCGAGGGACGCGGAGCUGCGCCUGUGGAACCUGCUGCAGGCGCGCUGCUCCUUCCGCACGCGCCUGCCCGCCCAGCCCCUCGCCCUCACCUACUCGCCCGGGGACGCUGCCUGCUACGCGCUGGCCCUGAGGGGCGGUGCCGUGGCCGUGCACUGCUCUGCUGACGCCUCGCUCACCGCCACGCUGCCCCACCCCGCCUCCUGCCUCGCCCUCUCCUUCCUCACUCCACACGCGGUGGUGACGGGUGGCGAGGAGAGGGCAGUGAAGGUGUGGGAUGUGCGCCAGCCACCGCUGCACCCCGCCGUGAGUGUGGCGGGCGCUCACAGCGCUCGCAUCCGCGGCGUGCUGGGGGCGCUGGCAGCUCGACAGGGGGGCGCAGGGGGGGGUGAGGGUGAGGGGAACGAGCUGGCUGCAGCAGCCAAGGCAGGUCUGACCGCUUGGCGCAGUGAGGGGGGAGGGGGUGAGGGUGGGGAGGAUGGGGAAGGUGAGGAGGAAGAGGGCGACAGAGGGAAAGGAGAGGAAGGAGGUGGCAUCGAUGGUGGUAAGCGUGGCAAGGAGGAAGGGGUGGCAGGGCGGAAAAGGAAGAAGAGGGAGAGCAGAGGGCACAGUGGUGAUGGGGCAACAGCAGAGUGCAGUGAGCAUGUGGUUGUGUCAGCAGCAUCAGAUGGGUGCAUUCGCCUGUGGGACCUGCGCGCCCUCUCCUCCUCCAUCCAUGCACCUGCCACUGCACCCACUGCUCCCACCGCACUCCCCCCUGGGUGCCACUCCCAGGUGCUUACCAAUGCCCGCCUCACGUGCCUUGCCCUCUCCGACCUCUCACCCCACUCCACAGCACUGCCCCGUGCUGGCAAGAGGGCGGGUGGUGUGGACGGUGGUGCGGAGGCGAGGAAGAAGAGCAAGCGUGGGAAGGCGUGA